Malus domestica (apple) is the source of this 1369-nucleotide messenger RNA. Its product is annotated as mitochondrial uncoupling protein 5-like. Gene Ontology annotation, molecular function: malate transmembrane transporter activity; sulfate transmembrane transporter activity; succinate transmembrane transporter activity. NCBI's taxonomy places the organism in Eukaryota, Viridiplantae, Streptophyta, Magnoliopsida, Rosales, Rosaceae. The record is from RefSeq and is a predicted model, not a curated record. Gene Ontology annotation, biological process: succinate transmembrane transport; oxaloacetate transport; phosphate ion transmembrane transport.
CCUCUACUCCCUCACCCUCCAACUCAACCAUUCGGACACAUUUCUACUUACAUACAGCAUAUGUCUCAGAGGCCCAACGUCCCUCACUGCUCCUCCAUUGCCUUUGCCCGCCACUCCCACCUCUUGAUCACCAGUGACAUGAACCCUAAUUGGUCCUCCUGAAAGCCCUUCGAUUUUUUCCCCCAAUUCAGUUUUGAUCCAAAUUUUCAAUUCUUUCAUUCUUUUUCUAACAGACGAUCCCAAAAAAAGGGAAAAAAACCCCCAAGAUUCGACCUUUGAUUUACUUGAGCAAAUGGGUAUCAAAGGAUUUGUCGAGGGAGGCGUCGCUUCCAUUGUCGCCGGCUGCUCCACCCACCCGCUGGAUCUUAUCAAGGUCCGUAUGCAGCUCCAGGGCGAGAACAACCCCGCCCGGGCUGCCGCCCCCCAGCACAUCCACAAUCUCCGCCCUGCUUUUGCUUUUCAUUCCCAUUCUGCCACCCUGGUUGCCCCGCCUCCGCCGGCCGCCGCCGCACGCGCCGGUCCAAUCUCGGUCGGAGUCAAAAUUGUUCAGACCGAAGGUGUUAAGGCGUUGUUCUCUGGAGUCUCCGCCACCGUCCUCCGCCAGACUCUCUACUCCACCACCCGAAUGGGCCUCUACGAAAUUUUGAAAGUCAGAUGGGCAGACUCGAACUCCGGAAACCUACCCCUGCCCCGAAAAAUUCUCGCUGGACUCGUCGCCGGUGGAGUUGGUGCCGCCGUCGGAAACCCCGCCGACGUGGCCAUGGUCCGGAUGCAGGCUGGCGGCCGUGACUACAAGAACGUGAUCGACGCGAUUACGAAGAUGGCGAGGAGCGAAGGGGUUCUUAGCCUGUGGCGCGGGUCCAGCCUUACGGUAAACCGCGCGAUGAUCGUUACGGCGUCGCAGCUGGCGUCUUACGACCAGUUCAAGGAGGCGAUUCUCGAUAGGCACUUGAUGAAGGACGGCCUCGGGACUCACGUGACCGCGAGUUUCGCGGCGGGGUUUGUGGCCUCCGUGGCCUCGAACCCGAUCGACGUGAUUAAGACGAGGGUUAUGAACAUGAAGGUGGAAGCCGGGCGGGACCCGCCGUACACUGGGGCCCUGGACUGUGCCCUAAAGACUGUGAGAGCGGAGGGGCCCAUGGCCCUUUACAAGGGCUUCAUCCCUACGAUUUCGAGGCAGGGGCCAUUCACUGUGGUGCUGUUUGUGACGCUUGAGCAGAUCAGGAAGGUGCUUAAGGACUAUUGAGAGUUGGGAUCCGACCAAUGACGAUGAUGAAAAAUAAUCACCAUGAUUAUUAUUUUUUUUUUUCUUUUUUCAACUGCGAGAAUUAUUAUUGAUUAAUGAAAUUUUACGUUUGGAAUCUGGCUA